GUUUCCAGUACACGGUAUGGAAGCGGCUGUGGCAGCAGUGGCGAAUGCUUCCCAUCCUUCCACGUCCCUCUUUCAAAUACCGGCACACCGCUGCCAAUGAGUCCCGCUACCGUUACACGCUGCUCCUUCAUAUCUCCGCCUAGAACUCCUAUUCUGACCUGGACUACACUGUCAGUGUUACAUCACUUUUAACAGCAAUUCGCAAAAUCACGUCGUCACUACAAGCUACAGAGUAACACUUACCCUCAAGUUCUGAAUGACGGGCGGUCGAUUCGACUUUGAUGAUGGGGGGACCUACUGCGGAGGAUGGGAGGAUGGCAAAGCCCACGGCCACGGUGUGUGCACCGGACCCAAGGGCCAGGGCGAGUACUCUGGCUCCUGGUCGAACGGUUUCGAGGUAGUUGGCGUCUACACCUGGCCCAGUGGGAACACGUAUCAGGGUUACUGGGCGCAGGGGAAGAGACACGGGCUCGGAAUUGAAACCAAAGGGAGGUGGAUUUACCGAGGAGAGUGGACUCACGGGUUAAAGGGCCGUUACGGAGUCAGGCAAAGCGUAAACACGCCGGCCAGGUACGAGGGUACCUGGAGUAACGGCCUGCAGGACGGGUAUGGCGUGGAGACGUAUGGUGAUGGAGGCACGUAUCAGGGUCAGUGGAGUGGUGGCAUGCGUCAUGGCUAUGGAGUACGUCAAAGUGUUCCCUAUGGCAUGGCUUCUGUCAUCCGCUCACCUCUACGAACUUCACUGUCUUCACUCCGCAGUGAGCAGAGUAAUGGUACAGUACUGCGUGACAGCCUAUCCGAUAGCCCUGCUGGCACACGUGGUGGUUUUGUGCUCAACUUCCAAUCAGAUGGAGAAGGUUCAGAGAAGAGAAAGGGUCUUUUUCGCCGUGGCUCCUUUUUUGGUAGCCUUCAGCGACUACGCAAAUCUGAUUCACGCUCAUCAAUUUCUAGUAAGCGCAGUUCAGCACACAGUGACACUACUAUGAGCCGCAUCAGUUCAAGUGACGCCAACUCUACCAUUAGCUUUGGGGAUGGAGACCCCGGCGAUGACUACCUGCCUCUUGAGGACAGUGUGGAUGCUACCACCACCGAGUCGUAUGUGGGCGAGUGGAAAAAUGACAAACGCAGUGGCUUUGGUAUCUCUGAGCGGUCUAAUGGCAUGAAAUAUGAAGGCGAGUGGUUGAACAAUAAGCGACAUGGCUAUGGCUGCACCAUCUUUCCUAAUGGGACGAAGGAAGAAGGGAAGUACAAGAACAAUGUGCUGAUCCGGGGUAUCAGGAAGCAGCUGUUCCCACUGAAGAAUACCAAGACCAAACAAAAAGUGGAUCGUGCCAUUGAAGGAGCAGUGAGAGCAGCAGCCAUCGCCAGAACCAAAGUUGAGAUUGCCAUCUCCAGGACGUCCCAUGCCCGGGUCAAAGCAGAGUGUGCAGACCAGGCUUCACAAUCAGCCUGCCAGGAUUCCGAUAUUGCCCGAGCUGUGGCCAGAGAGCUCUCCCCAUCUUUUCAUCAGCCAGGACCUGACUACACACUGCAGAAGUACAGUGACUCGCAAGAUGUAACGGAGAUGCCCAGAGAGGAGACAAAAGAGAAAUCUCUAUCAGGGAGCCCACAUUUCUACAGGAAAGGCACAACACCAACCCAGUCUCCAUCUGCCAGCCCAGGUCCCAGCCCUAGUUCUUCACCUACUGCUGCUAAAAAGACUUUUUACAGCAGUAAAACUCUUGCCUCUGAUGUAGCAGCAAACACUGGUGGAAAAGAAAACAAAGCUCCAACAGCAGAUGCUUUGACAGCAGGUAUAACAAAAGCAGGGUCAAAACUUUCUCUGAGACAGCAAGUAAGGCAACAAGAGGCUUCUCCAGCAGUCAAACAGUCUGUUACCACAACAGCCAGCAGUUACUCAAGCAAUGGACAGAUUCACUCCCAGUACCAUGGUUACCAUGCUAAAGCAAAUCUCAAGAUUCAACCCCCUGAAGAACCAAUUGGUGUGGUGGAUGAUCUUCACCCAUCUGACCUUGUACACUUGCUGCCGUCACCUGUCAAACAAAUUCAACCACCAGCAACAAAACCCCUGCCAGCCCCUGUCCCUUCACAAGUUCCAGCAAAAGAUGGCACCAAAGCACAAGAGCCUCCCAAGGAAUCACAAAAAAAGGAAUCAAGCAAAUCAAAGAGCCUUGCAGAAACCAAGAAAGCCAGUAUGGAAAUAGAUCCUGAAAUUGUAGAGGACAAAUCGGGCCCUAACUCCAUCUUGGUGGUUCUUGUGAUGCUGUUGAAUGUAGGUCUAGCGAUCAUUUUUGUCCAUUUCCUCACCUGACCGCAUCUGGACUCGGUGGAUCCAUCCAGACUAGUCAGAGGGGCCUUUUUUAAAAAUGACAGCAGACAGAACAGCAGACACGGACAAAACGGAGGCCUGAAAAUAGCCGGGUGGAGGAGAGGAUAAAAACACAUGGAGGAAUGAGGGGGGUGGCAAGGGAGAAAGCUGAAACCAUCACCACCCCUGGACUGUGUGAAAGUCUUUGGUGCCCAAGUCUAGCCUGAUUGGACUGUUGAUGACAUGUGACUUCAGUGUGCAGUGAAAGCUGAAGCUGGCAGUAGCUAGUUGGAAAUCGGGCCUUCACCCUCAGCGAGAUGAGCCAAUGGGAGCAGAGUGGAUUUGAGUGUCGGGCCUAGCAUCUAUACUGCCCAUAAAAACCUGGAGUUUGUACCUGUUUAUCAGUCAGUCCGACUGCUGAGCAAAUUUUCACAGUUUGAAAUGCUGCAAUAAAAAGUUUGUGCCUUGUCCAGCUGAGAUGUAAAGAAUUUGUUUUGUAGAUGAUCAGUGAACAACAGCACGGACAUUCAGUCGUUAUGUUGCUCUUCAUGCCAUCAUUUACUUUGCACCAAGCAUACAUUGAUGAGAAGAUGACUUUGCACUGAUACCCACUCUGUGUCGCAUGGAGUUAGUUUUACUUCAGUUCAGCAAGAACAACUCAUCUUUUCUCUCACAUAUAAGUUCUCAUCAGACUGUUGUGAUCUAGCUUGUGCACAGAUUUCAUCACAUAUGUGUGUGCUUCAGCAGUUUGUGUAUGAGAGUGUGAGAGGAUGGGCAGGUGUUGGACUGGAUAAGUUCAGAGAUGCACUUUGAGUUGAUGGAAGCCAACAGCUGCCUUACCGUUUUACAGAGUGACAUGGUAGUGGGUAAGAAUGGGCUGGGCAGGAAUGUGAAGCACCAAGCUGCUUCCCUGUGCCAGCUCCUAGGAGAGCGGCUCUAUUUCUAUCGGUCUGUUUAUUGAUCCAUUUUUAUCUGAUUCUGUCUCAGUUCCUGCUUUUUUACUUUAUUAAAACUUAACCACAGACAAUAUUUUCAUUCACUGUCCACAUUAUUUCAUUUAAAACUGGUUUAUUGCACUUAUAGUUUUGAUCAUUAUAAUGGCUGAUUACCAGUCUGUGUAUGUUGAAUGUUAAUAUUUUAGUUGACAAAUGAGUCCGUCUUCCAGUGGGCUGAGAAUGCACUCAAGCCUCCACCGAAGCAGCUCACUCUUUGGACAAUAUUUCCUUUUAAAGGAAUAUUAUUGUAUUUUGUUUGUAUCCAUUUGUUUUCUUUGUUCUUUUUAAACCUUUUUAAAGUCUAUAGUGCAGUAAAAAGAAAUGCAAAGUGCAGGCUUUUGUUUGCCUUGUUAAAAUCUAUGUUACUAUAAAUGACAGAACUGAGUAUAAUUAUUUUGUAUUUAUGUGGAUACGAAACAUGCACCAUUCAUUUUAUUGUAUAAUGAGUUUAAAUGCUUGGUUCCAACCAUGCUUGGUUGGUUAUUACUAAUCUGUUGACCUUGAAGGAGAGGUCACAGGUCAAAUAUGACAUAACAUUUGAAAUAUGGUAGUUUUCGACAAUGCACUCUUUCACAACGUGGUUUCUAAGUUAUGAUGGGUUUUUUUGUCAAUUUUCAACCAAUAAAUCAUUAAGUUGACCUUGAAGACCUGGAUGGAUGUAGUCCAAACGUUAACAUGACCCCACUCUACCCCCUACAAAAUGUGCUCAACACUUUUUGAGCUAUUGUAUUUUCAGACAGAGCACACAUACGUACACGUGCAAACAUGACAAACAAACAUAACCACCUUGGAAAAUUUAAAGUCUUAUUAAAAUUCUGGAUUUUCCAGAUCAUAC
This is a messenger RNA of Oreochromis aureus, 4138 nucleotides long. RefSeq names its product junctophilin-1-like. The transcript is spliced from 7 exons. Bases 257 to 2311 code for a protein of 684 amino acids. NCBI's taxonomy places the organism in Eukaryota, Metazoa, Chordata, Actinopteri, Cichliformes, Cichlidae. The record is from RefSeq and is a predicted model, not a curated record. Gene Ontology annotation, cellular component: plasma membrane; junctional membrane complex; endoplasmic reticulum membrane.